Molecule: messenger RNA, 2574 nt
Organism: Mustela erminea (ermine)
Lineage: Eukaryota; Metazoa; Chordata; Mammalia; Carnivora; Mustelidae
Gene: OSGEPL1
Product: O-sialoglycoprotein endopeptidase like 1
Exons: 8
Coding region: 19-1263 (414 amino acids)
Biological process (GO): tRNA threonylcarbamoyladenosine modification
Cellular component (GO): mitochondrion
Source: RefSeq, a predicted model, not a curated record
GUUAUUUAUAGAGUAAGUAUGCUAAUACUGAGUAAGACAGCAGGAGUCUUUUCUAAACCAGCAAGAAGGAAAACUUACGAAUUUUUAAGAAUUUUUAAUUUUCAUCCUGGAAAACCGUUUCUUCAUAAACUAGUAUUGGGAAUCGAAACCAGUUGUGAUGAUACAGCAGCUGCUGUGGUGGAUGAAACUGGAAACAUUUUGGGAGAAGCGAUACAUUCUCAAACUGAAGUUCAUUUAAAAACAGGUGGGAUUGUUCCUUCAGUAGCUCAGCAGCUUCACAGAGAAAAUAUUCAGCGGAUAGUGCAAGAAGCUCUCUCUUCCAGUAAAGUCUGUCCAAGUGAACUCUCAGCAGUCGCAACCACUGUAAAACCAGGACUUGCUCUAAGCUUGGGAGUAGGCUUAUCAUUUAGCUUACACCUAGUAGACCAGUUAAAAAAACCUUUCAUUCCCAUUCAUCAUAUGGAGGCUCACGCUCUGACUAUUAGGUUGUUAAAUAAAGUAGACUUUCCCUUCUUAGUUCUUUUGAUUUCUGGAGGUCAUUGUCUAUUGGCAUUAGUCAGAGGAGUUUCAGAUUUUCUGCUUCUGGGAAAGUCUUUGGACAUAGCACCAGGUGACAUGCUUGACAAGGUAGCAAGAAGACUGUCUUUGAUAAAACAUCCAGAGUGCUCCACCAUGAGCGGUGGGAAGGCUAUAGAACAUUUGGCCAAACAAGGAAAUAAACUGCAUUUUGAUAUCAAACCUCCCAUGCAACGAGCUAAAAAUUGUGAUUUUUCUUUUUCUGGACUUCAGCAUGUUGUUGAUAGGAUAAUAACACAAAAGGAAAAAGAGGAAGGGAUCCAGAAGGGGGAAAUCCUGGCUUCAGCUGCACACAUUGCCGCUGCGGUACAGCACACGACAGCGUGCCACAUUGCGAAGAGAACUCACCGUGCCAUUCUGUUCUGCAAGCAGAGACGCCUGUUAUCUCCAAGUAAUGCAGUACUGGUUGUAUCUGGAGGUGUCGCAAGUAACUUAUACAUCCGAAAAGCUCUGGAAAUUGUAACAAAUGCAACAGAGUGCACUUUGUUGUGUCCCCCUCCCAGACUGUGCACUGACAACGGCAUUAUGAUUGCGUGGAACGGUAUUGAAAGAUUGUGUGCUGGUGUGGGCGUUUUACACAACACAGAAGGCAUCCGCUAUGAACCCAAAUGUCCUCUUGGAGUAGACAUAUCAGAAGAAGUUGGAGAAGCUGCCAUAAAAGUACCGCGGUUAAAAAUGGACAUUUGAUUUUUGCUUUUCAAAAAAAUCCCUAAAGAAACUUAAGCUCUGAUGAAACUCCAGCACUGAAGCAAAAUCCUGUGGAUAAAUUAAUGCCCAUCAGCCUUCGCCAUAACUGCAGGCACCGUGUCUGAUUUAGCCCUGUUUCUACCCGGGAGUCUGGCCUAGCUUUGAAUGAAAUUCAAAAGUUUUUUAAACCUGUUUUGAUGAUGCCAAAGUCAGGUGGUAUUCCUGGUUGGCUCAGGACUCUCAAGUAAUAUCCCAGAAGUGGUUUUCCAGAUCAGACUUGGAAGCGACCAGAACCCCAGAAAGUUUUUCUGAAACAUGAAUAACUUGGCCAAAUGGGAUCCCCAAGAUUGCCUCCACAGGUAGUUUUGUUGCUGAAUCAGAAGUAAAACAGGCUUUGGUAGUGGACAUUUAGGGUGAGUUUUCUCUCUUGGUAUUCAGUCACACCAGGAAUAGUUCCCCUUGUUUGAUCUCCCUUAAGCUUUCUUACAAGUUCCUCUAUCUAUCAUCUCACCACCGCAACUUCACAGAUGCAGGCACAAUACCUUAAGGAAGGAAGUCCCACUCGUUGCUGCAUUUGAAAUUCCUUUAAAAAAGCUGGGUUGAUACUUGCAUCUCUGUUGAUAUUAUUUGUUAUACGGAGGAACUGGUUAGGCUUAUUUCUACAUUCCUUUAGUAGGAUGCGGAAAGCAUUCGCGUUGUAGGUUAAGUAGCCGAGAGCACAGGAGCAAGCUGUGCGAACCUAAAUGAAGAAGCAAUUCAAUCCCUUCAUUGAGCUUUAUUCUUAAAAUAUCUAACAAACUGUUCUCACUAAACAGUUCAUUAGUCUCUGUAGCUAUGCCCAGCAAACAUGGAUGUCCACCCACGGCAAUCUACAGAGGGAAGCAGAACAGCCAUAUUUUUAGAGAAAGCUGUCAACUGCCAUUGGUUUCUAGUACUUGUUCUCAGUUCUGACUGUGUUUUAGAAUCACCAGCAGUUAAAAAAGAAAAAAGAAAAAAAGCCCACCAACUGUCUUGGGGUUAGAAUCUAGGCAUUCACACCGUCUUUAAAAGUGCCAGAGGCGACUCUAAUAUGCAGCAGAGUAAGAACCAUUGAGUUGGAACUAAGGGUCUCAGUCUUGAUUGUGCAUUGGAAUCCCCUUGAUAGUUAUUAAAAUUACUCAGUGCCUGGGUUUCACCCCUAGAAACUCUUAAUUAUUUUGGCUGCAGCCUGGACGCUGGAAUUUUUCAAAACUGCUGUGGAUUAUAAUAGGAGACCAGGCAAGAGACUAGAGGAUAAAAAUAAGGUAAAAAAAAGAAAAACAACAAAAAAAC